Messenger RNA from Gastrolobium bilobum, 1419 nucleotides. Its product is annotated as cyclic dof factor 1-like. The transcript has 2 exons. The record is from RefSeq and is a predicted model, not a curated record. Lineage: Eukaryota; Viridiplantae; Streptophyta; Magnoliopsida; Fabales; Fabaceae. Bases 1 to 1419 code for a protein of 472 amino acids. Gene Ontology annotation, molecular function: DNA-binding transcription factor activity; DNA binding. Gene Ontology annotation, biological process: regulation of DNA-templated transcription.
AUGUCUGAGACUGAAGGUAUCAGGCUAUUUGGCAGGAAGAUUCCGUUACCGGAAUAUCAGAUUCCGGCCAACUCUGGAACCGUGGAUGCUUGCAGCAGCAUAAAGAAAACACAAGUGGAAAUACCUUGUGCAGAAAACUCUGAGCAACAAGAGAAUUCUUCUGAUUUAAGGGAUAGUAAACAAGAGCCCCAACAUAAUGUGCAGGAAAAUGAGCUAAUAGUAAAUCCCAAGCCUGUGGAAGAUAAUAUGAAGUCUGGUAGUACAGAUCAAGAUAAAAUCUUAAAGAAACCAGACAAGAUUCUUCAGUGUCCACGAUGCAACAGUUUGGACACCAAGUUUUGUUAUUUCAACAACUAUAAUGUUAAUCAACCUAGGCAUUUCUGCAAGAACUGCCAAAGGUAUUGGACUGCUGGUGGAACAAUGAGAAAUGUUCCCAUAGGUGCUGGGAGGAGGAAGAAUAAGCACCUAGCCUCUCAAUACCAGCACAUUAUAGUAACCUCUGAUGGGAUUCCAACAUCAACAGACUCAUCUGGUCACCAACAUAUCUCAGGUCUAGAAUCCUCAGCUUCUUUCAUGUCUUUGACAGAUAAUGGGACUGUAUUGAAAUUUGGUCCAGAUACCCCUCUCUGUGAAUCAAUGCUUAAUCUUAGAGACCAGAAAAGAAGUGUUGAUGCAACAACUCCUACCAGUUGUGUAGAAAAUGGAGAGGAACCAUCCUUAUGUGGAUCUUCUGUGACAAAUACUUGUACUCAAGGAAAUGAAUUAUCAGAACAUAACAACACAUCAAAUUUGUUGCAGUGUUACCCAGUUCCUCCAUGGGUAUUACCUUGGAAUCCAGGUUGGAAUAAUGUUGCUUCCAUGACAACUGUUCAUCAAUCUUCAGCAUCCAUGUGUAACCCAUAUAGCAAUGGUCCCACUGCAAUGCAAUGGUGUACCACACCAAUGGUGGGAAUUCCAGGCAUUUGUCCACCAAGCAUUCCUUUGCAACUUGUAUCAACAUCAUACUUGAGUGGAACACCUCUUUGGGCUGCUGGAACUGGGACAGCAUCAAUAGGAUCCAAUGCUUGCCUUUCACCUUCUUCCUCCACUAGUAACAGUUGCUGUUCAGGCAAUGGCUCUCCAACCCUGGGCAAACACACUAGAGAUACAGUUUUAACAUAUGAAGAGAAAUCAGAGAAUUGUGUUUUAUUUCCAAAGACCAUUAGAAUUGAUGACCCAAAUGAGGCCUCAAAAAGUGCUAUAUGUGCUACAUUAGCUAUCAAGCCUCAUAAGCAGCAGCAAUCUGUAUCAAAUGGUGUUAUCUUGGAAACAUUAGAACCUGAAGGAGAAGGAAAAGACCCUUUAUUGGGUGCCUCUCAAAACUUGGAAGCCAACCCAGCAGCUAUUUCCCGUACUCAUGCAAUACAGGAGAUCAUAUAA